AUGCCGAUUUACUUUGGUGGCGCAUUCGAUGCAGAAAUCCCACGUUUUCUUCCUAAGAAAAAAGCCGACAUGAUCCCUUUUUCAUCCCAACACCUCUCCUUUAUUCUCAACUAUUUCAGCUUCCAACCCGAAUCUCCUCAAGCGAAAGCCAUGGAAUUCAGUCUUAAAAAGUGUGAGGCCGAAAUUCCCCACGCCAAAGGAGCCAAAAAAUGCGUUACAUCCUUAGACUCUAUGAUCGACUUCAAAAGUAGCACUACCAAUAACGGUGGUCAGUUAUUUGAUGAUCUUAAGGUGUUGAGUACAAGUCCACUUCUGAAAUCAGCCAAAGUAUUUCAACCUUACACAAUCAUUGAGCAGCUAAAAAGAGUCCCGAGCCCUAAAAUGACCGCGUGUCACAUGCUGACUUAUCCUUACGCGGUCUACUAUUGCCAUAACCCUGACCCUGAAAACCGAGUGUACGAAAUUAGUUUGUUGGGUGAGGAUGGUACUCGUGUUAACGCGGUUGCCAGUUGCCACAUGAACUCGAAUGCAUUUGACGCUAAUCUCGCGUGUUCCGUAUGUUCAACAUUGCACCCGGCUCUCCAGUUUGCCAUUUCCUCUCUUCUGAUGGCCUGCUUUGGGUGCCUGCUAACCCAUCCUUGA
Messenger RNA from Chenopodium quinoa (quinoa), 642 nucleotides. Its product is annotated as BURP domain-containing protein BNM2A-like. The transcript has a single exon. The record is from RefSeq and is a predicted model, not a curated record. The coding region runs from base 1 to 642 and encodes 213 amino acids. Lineage: Eukaryota; Viridiplantae; Streptophyta; Magnoliopsida; Caryophyllales; Amaranthaceae.